This is a messenger RNA of Symbiodinium sp. CCMP2592, 7593 nucleotides long. Lineage: Eukaryota; Dinophyceae; Suessiales; Symbiodiniaceae. The record is from the annotation of a GenBank genome assembly.
AUGGGCUGCGCUGCCAGCCUAUCCGCGAAGUACCUGCCCGCUCCAAAGCCAGAGACAGGGGACUCGAAGGCAAGCAACGCGCCAGUUGAGCCGGAGGCCGAUGACGCAUCCGCAGCUCCAGAGCACCAGGCGGGCAAGAAGUGGACGCGGACAGAGAUGGGAGAGCUGACUGUUCAGCAGCUGGUGCGCUGGUUGGAGGGUCUCAACAUGGACCUGUCACCGGCAAUCCCUCCUGUCCGUGCACGGCAAAGACUUUGGGAGGAGAUUGAGAAGUCCAAGCCGACUGCCUUGGAACAGGUCACCGAUCCACUGCAUCUGGAACACUGGCCUCUGUCAGCGACGCUGCGAUGGCUGGAGUACUUCAAUGCUCUGGAUGAGUCGUUGGCGAAGAAGGACAAGCUGAUCUCUAUGUUGAUGGAGAAGGGAGAGGAUUUGUCUCCUCCAAACUUCGGGGCUAGUGAAGAGGACAACUUCCUCACAGAGGUCUCACGCCACGUCGGCAUGGUGAAGCAGGCGGCCUCCAGCAUCAUCACCAACCUCUCGGAGCAGCUGGCGCAGGCCGAUGCCGAGGAGCGGCCCAAGCAUCGCUGGUUCGCCAACGGGAAGGCGCUCUCUGACUUCCAACCGGAGGAAUUCCAGGCCACCAAAGAGUUGGAUAUCCCGCUCGUUCAGAUGAAAGCAGGGGAGCGGGUGGACCUCACUCUGAACGAGGCCGGUGGCUGGGCCUGGGUCGUCCUGGAAGACGAAGUCACCUCGGGGUGUGAAGAAAUCAUGGGCAUGAGUGGCUGCGACCUUUCGUUGAAGUAUCAGCGUGGUGUGAUGUGGUAUUCCACUAUGGUUGGCUCGGCAUUCUAUGCGAUCUUCGGGCGGCUGCAGUACAACACCAGCGCCACGCAGGAGGUCUGCGCCAUCCUCUAUGGCGCCAUGGCGCAGAGCGCUGCUGAACGGCUACGCAGGUCCGGGCAGCCGGAGCGGAUCCCGGCGACGGUCCUUGCGCUCAUCAUGGCUGGGACAUCUCUCACGGGACUCUGCAGCGUGCUCCUGGGGAAGCUCGGGGUUGGCAAGGUGAUGCUGAGAUUUCCCAGCCCAGUGACGAGUGGUUUUCUGGGCACCAUCGGCUUCUUCCUUGUUCGGACAGCCUUGCAAAUUUCUUCUGGUGUGCAGUUCCAGUAUUUCUACCCGGUCAGUUUUGUCGACUUCUUCUCGCUGCGGAGCAUGGCCCCCGUCUCGUGCUUGCUGUCCAUGGUGAUGUUGAUUCGGAAUGGCCCUGGUCUCAUCGCCAAGAUGUAUGGCCAGAACAAAGCAGUCAUGAAACUCUCUGGGCUUGGGUGCCAGCUUCUCCCCCUGGCACUUUUCUAUGUGGUGAUUUUGGUAUGUGGCAUCCCCAUGGAGGUGCUGAGUGAGACGGGCUGGACCUUCCCUGCGCAAGCAGGAAGCUCUUUCUGGGGAUUAUGGACUACCUACAGCAUCGGCGAUGCAGAUCCCAACGUUCUGCUGUCGAAUGUUUCUUCAAUGUUCAUGCUGGUCAUCAUGUCGGUGCUGUGCACGAUGACCGGUGUCUUGGGCAUAACGGGGAAGUUUGCUUCGGGCCCCGAUGGAGACCCAUCCCCCAUGGACGUGGUGGACUUCGAUGCAGAGCUCACGACUGUGGGCUUCGGUUCGCUUCUGACAGGCCUUACCCACGGUGUGGUGACCUUCCAUCGCUUGGGUAGCUCCAUCCAGCUGCGUAUGGACGGUGGCACGCACCGAUUGGCCGUCUUGACCUCAUCUGCUUUUGUGGGCAUCUUCUUCUUUACGAAUGUCCCUCUGGGCCAUUUCAUCCCCAAGUUCUUCCUUGGCGGUCUCUUCAUGGGCAGUGGGGUUAGCUUCCUCGAGAGUUCCUUCUUGUCUUUCCGCAGCCUACCGCCCCUCUGGGUGCUCGGCUAUCGGCUCCCUUCCCUCCAGUACUGGGUGACCGUUUGUUGCAUCCUUGUGGCAGCCUUCAGCUCACCCUUCGAGGGCAUCGGAGCCGGCUUGGCUCUGAGCCUCGUCAUCUUCCUCUACGACAGCACGCAGUCCUCCCCUGUGGACAGCAUGUCGACGGGAGACCGUACCAUGAGCCGGACACGACGGCCUUUUUGGGAGCUCGAGGCUUUGGGCACCGAGGGACAUCGCAUCCUCCUCCUGUAUCUCCAGGGGCAGCUCUUCUUUGGCUCCGGUCAGACGCUAGCGGCAAGCCUGGUGGAGACCAUCGAGGGAGCCCGAAGGCCUUUGCCGCCAGAAUUCUGCAUCCUCAGCUUCGGGAAAGUCUCCAGCAUCGACGCCUCCGCAGCCGAGCAGCUGAAGACGGCCGUAAAACGAGUGGCCACUCUGGGUUGCAAGGUCCUGUUUUGCCGAAUGAACGCUCAAGUCUUCGAAGCCCUGUCGGUCGGCUGCGUGGUGAAGUCUCCGGACUCCGACCUGCGUGAGCUCCUCGGCCUGAGCGACCCUUCAGAGGAUGGAAGCUGGCAGGAUUCCCCGAGCCCGAGCCCCGUGAUACCGCUGAAUGAGAUGGAGGCCAACAGCCCCACUGGCAAAGGCGACUUGAACUGCUGGGCGAAGAUGAAGCCUUUCAGGCCUCUAGGACAAGAAGACUAUGAUGCUUUCGACGAUGUGACCGAUGCUUUGGAUUACACAGGCGAUCAAGUGCUGGAACGUUACCUCUACGCCAAGGAGCUGGAGACUUUCAUGCAGGAGUAUCGAGCGGCGUGCUCGACCGGCUCGCGCUUGGGUCACGCGGCCUUCGAGGCCAUGAAUUUGCUUCCUUCAGGCUUCCUUGGCCGACUACAGGCCUUCUGUGUGGUCGAGCGUAGUCUCACAUCAGGAAGCCACCUUCCUGGUUCCGAUGCACUCGUCCUGAUACUUCAAGGCGCGGUCGCCAUGGUGGAGCUGCCAGAGGCCGCGGCGCGCAAGGAUGCGAGGACCGGCCAGGUCUUGGUGAAAGGUUUCCAGGGUCGCCGGGGGACGCGCCUAAUGAGACGGUACCCGCCGGGCAGCUGCGUUGGAAUUCACGAGUUCCUCCUCACUGGUUGCAAGAGACUCACACGAUCAACGACCCGCUUGGUGGUUUCAAGCAAGUUCGGUUAUUCUACGGAGGUUUGGUGCCUCAGUCGAGAAGCUUGGAAGUCGAUGUCAGAGGAUCUGCGGCAGGUCCUCAGCGACUGGUGCCUGCGGCAAUUGGCCGAGGCCCUGGCAAGCGCAGUGACAGAGGUCGCCAGUGCCCUUCAGGACUUCGGCCAAGACUCGGAGGAAGCCGAGGGCAUGAGCCUGCGCUGCCUGAAGGGAGAGGAGCUUGAGGUGAUCCUGCGUCACUACAGCGGCUGGACCUUGUGCCGCAAACCGCCGGCAGACGCAGCUGGAGGCCCCGAGCUGACUCCCAAGGGACCAACGGAGGAGGGCUGGAUGCCGGACAACUGUCUAAGCGACCACCCUCGGAACAUGCCCACGAAGCAGCAGCAUCUGAUCCUCGCUGGGCUCCAGCGCCUCGCUGCGGAGCUCAGUCAGGUCGAAGCCUCGCUCUACCGGAUUCAAACCGAGGGCGCCGAGGAGGAGGAUUCCUUGCAAACACUCCAUGCCAAGGUCUGCGAGCUGGUGGAGGAGUAUCGAAACAUCGCUGCCGUCCUUCAGGCAAAUCCACAUCUGCUGGGCCAGGAGGAGAGCAAGGCGGCUGUGGAGGAGCCGAAGAAUGCGAACGGCCUGCCAGCCUGGGUGCGUGUUGAGGGUCGCUGCUACUACGUCUCCAAAUCGCAGAAGAAGCUCAUGAGCGUGACGAUCAAGCGUGUUUGCGACGUCCGUCAACAGAUUCUGGUGACUUUCGAUUCCGAUCGUAACGCCCGAAAGGUCGUGGAGUUCGCCGCGUUUGAGGACAUGGCCUCCUGUCCCUUGCAGCCCAAGGAGAAAUCCAAGCGAAGGAAGAGCCGCGCCAAGAAGCCUCAUGACGAAUUGGCAGAAGAUCUUCGGGAUGUUAUCCAGGAUCUGGGACCUCCUGGCGCAAUCUCAGCUGCGGCGUCGUCGGACUCCGAGUCGGACAGCUACUCGUCCAGCGACUACACUUCCUCCACGGCCUCAGGAUCCGAUCGGGGCGUUGCCACUGGGCCAGAGUUCCACGAGGGAAGUGGCUCGUCGACGUCGCCUUGCUUCGGACCAGAGCAGGCAGAGGCGCGAGAGGCAGCGGAGAAGGCCAAGGAAGCCGAGGACCGAUACAGCUCGGUAGGCUUGAGCUCUUGCGUGAUUCAAGUCUUCUGUGUAGCACGACUCACUUCCAGCGCCAGGGCCAAGCCCAAAACACUAAAAAGGGGCGAAUCGGGGUGCAGAGGGCCUGCCUUCGUGCGAUGGCUGGCCAGUUGGGGAUACCCUUCGGCCAUGGCAAAUCGACAUGGCCUCACCGUCCUGCGGGAAACGUUGGAGGCGCUAGCGAGGGCCGCUGCUCCGGCCGCUGCUCCCGGGGCCCUUUGUAUUGCACUGUGCCGUCAGGAGCUCAUGAACUUCCCUCAUCAAGUGGACAAGGGGAAGCAGGCUUAUCAAGCCAAAAUCAAUGAUGCAGCCGCCCUUGCGCUGCUUGGCUGCCUUUUUUCGGAGACGUCAGCUUUUCUCUUGGCCCUAGCCUUUAGGUGUGCAGCAGACUGCGUCCCUGGCUCAGCUCAACUCAUAGACGACAUGAUGUCUGGCUCGACACAAACCAGAUUGGAUGCCCGUGCGUUACUCUUCGUGGUGGACCUCGUCCUGAAGCGUGGGUUGCGUCAAAACCCGCCGCCGGACCGCAACGCUAAAGUUAUCGCGACAGUCAUAAAGCCACACCUGAGCAAGUGGCUCCGGGUUCUGCUUCUGACCAAGCGCUCGCCGGAGCAGCUUGAGAAAACCAGGAAAAUGAUCUCAAGGUGGUCGGACGAUGGCUACCUGUCGAUGGAUGGCGUUCUCCCCCUGAUCGCGCUGAUGGAUGGCGGUUUGCCUCCUGUUUCCGAAGAUUCCCAACAAUCCCAGCAGUCUCUGGACUUCUCGCAGUCACAGCCUUUGGCUUGGACCUCACCUGAGCGCAAGGAAGCUGCGGCCAGAGAGCCCUGCAUCAGGACGUCUGUGCCUGCGCCCGACACCAAGAAGCCUGCACCGGCGGUUUCGGCAGCGCCGCCUCCACCGGCGCAAAGUCGGGCCCCGCUGCCGGAGCCUGGGCCUCCCUCGAAGCGCGUGCGGCGCCUCUCCAGCUCGGAGCUCCCGGAGCUCCCGCCGGAGCUCCCGCCGAGCCACGAGGCGGAGGCGCCGCAAGCCCAAGAGCGCACCCCGACGCGGAGGCUGGUGCUGCCGAGCGCGCAGAAGGACAAGAAGGUCACGCCCGGCCGACGCUCCCUCACGGCUGCAGAGUUUAUCGGGUGUCCGACGACUACUGCCACUGCCGAAACGGUGAAGGAGGUGAAUGCGGCUCCUUUGGCGACCAACGGUGCCAAAAGCGAGCCUGCUGAGAAGCCACAGCAGCCUGGGGCCGAAGGCACUGGGAAAAGUGAGGUGCCGGCUCAGGAUCUGGCAACAGACCAGGAGCUCGUGCGUCGCAAGUCUUCCAUCUCCUGGCGAGUGCGGGGUGACUGUCGCUGCCUCUUCCGCGCCGUGAUGCGGGCUUACGGACUCGAUCCGCUCAACCGAAAGCAGCGAGAUCAUUUGGGCGAGCCCGUCGACGAGGCGGAACGUGUGCAGGAGCGCGAGUACGCCGACAAGCUGCGGAAACGUCUCUGCGAGAUGCUCCUGCUGCGCCAGGACGAGGUCCAGCCCCUGUUGGAGAACGUCACCUUCGAGGCCUACGUGCAGCGGAUGAGCGAGUGGCAAACUUGGGGUGACGAGAUCUGCCUGAAGUUCCUCCCGGAUGUGGUGAAGCGACCGCUGCAAGUGUACUCCUGUAACUGGGAGAAGCAGGAGCUCUUCGAUGCUGGGCUUUACAUCCCUUCGAAGAAGGAGUACCACGGCAAAGAGUGCAUCGUUCUCCUCCACAAUGGAAAGUCUCAUUUCGAUUUGGUGUCCACCGAGUGGCUUCUUGCUUAUGCUCGCGAAAGGGCGGCAGCAGCUAUCCAGGCUGCGUAUCGCCACUACCGUGAGACCACAGAGGUGGUCGCAAAGGCCUUGGUGUCGCACCUCCACAGCCCUCCGCCUGCACCGCCCUCGGCCGAACGCCUGCAAAGCGCAGCAACGCUGGUUCGCAGCAUCGUCCGGCGCUACCAAGCCAAGGAGCUGCUUGCAACUCUGGAGUUGGAGCAGCUAGAGAUGGAGCGGCAGCACCAGCUUCAGGUGGCCGCUGCGAAAACCAUCCAGUCCGUCGUUCGAUGCUUUCAACUCCAGCAGCAGCUACAGGACUUGGUGGCCAUGUGCCGGGGUUCGAUCGCUUGGCAGGGUGCCUGCAGGCGUUUCGCGGCACAGGCCACGCUUCUAAGCGCUUGGGACGAACAUCAGAAGCGCCGAAGUGCAGCCGCGGUGCGGCUCCAGGCAGCCCAGCGUUCCUUCCGGGCUCAGCGCGAGCUCGCUCGGCGGAAGGCAAUGCGGGAUGGCUUGCUACUCCUGGGGCCAAAGGAGCACCAGUGCGUACGCCUCUUCCAACGCUGUGGUCGCCGAUACCUGGCUUGCCUGGUAGUGUUGGAGGCGGAGCGACACCGCUGGCGGUGCGCUCGCCGCAUCCAGGCACUGUGGCGAGGGCACCGAUGCCGAGAAGGGCUGAAAGAGACCUUGGACGCUUGGCGCAAGAGCCGGAAUCUCAUAGACUUUAGUUUGUCUCUCAGGGGCAGGGCACAAAGGAUCAUGCUGUCGUGCCAUGUGGCACCCACGCUGUCCUGCCUCAGCGAUGAUGAGAGGCAGCUAAUUCUGAGUUUCGUGCUCGGGGAUCUGAUCUGCUAUCCACGAGUGGCCGCCAUCGACAGUAGAUUCUUCCUGGCCUGCACUUCCUUGGGCUCCUGGCGAGAAUCUGUGAUCGAGAUUCCCCGCAAAUGGGCUCUCAAACAGGAGUGCCUGGAUCAGUUGCUUAAGCUCUCGAGCAGCUGGCAGCUGGCGCAGAAGGUGGUGCUCCCUCCGUUCCCUCAACGGCAUCGCUUGCAGGAUCAGCUGGCGAAAGACUGCCCUAGCCUGGUCUUGGCACCCUCUGGAGAUGGACCCUACAUGCUCUUCGUCAUGGGCUGCAACUUAGUCAUCGGUGCCAGGAUGUCCCUCCACUUCUUCGAACCCAGAUACCGCUGGAUGUGCCGAAGACUCUUCGCUGGGGAGCCCCCCUAUAUGUUCGGAUUUGUGACCCAUGGCAGAGCCAAAGAAGGUUCGCGCGGCGUGCUUUGUCAAGUCACAGACUGGAGCAACAACAGCAACGGCACCUACGACGUGCAGAUCCGGGCCGAGGCCACCUUCACCUUGACGGAGGUCUGGCACCAGGAUCUUCCGCACAGCUCCCCCCUUGCGCUGGGCUUCGUUGACAUCACUUCAGGUGGAGCUCCUCAGCGAGGCGGAAGCAGCCCACGGGUGCUGUCGUCCAGGAACUCUGGACGACGGUGCUUCCCGUUGCCUUCCCUCCGGAGAUGGCUAUCUGGCUUGUGGACUUGCUGCCCACGCCGAAUAUAA